Anthonomus grandis grandis is the source of this 836-nucleotide messenger RNA. RefSeq lists its product as uncharacterized. Bases 210 to 797 code for a protein of 195 amino acids. The transcript is spliced from 3 exons. Lineage: Eukaryota; Metazoa; Arthropoda; Insecta; Coleoptera; Curculionidae. The record is from RefSeq and is a predicted model, not a curated record.
UACCCGUGAAAAGUGUGUAGUGAGAUUUUGUAUGGUAAAAAAGUUUUUAGGACGACUAUUUUGUCAUAUUUAUACCAAUAUAAAUAACUCAUAUUUUUUUAAAUAAAAAAAUUCAAAAUCUGGUAAAUUUCAAGUUGAAUAUGAUGUUUCCCGAUCGGUUAAUAAGCAUUUUCAUAGAUGGAAGUUUAUGAUACCAAUAAAACUUUAUCAUGGUCGAAGAGGGUUACGAAGAACUUCUAAUUAGAAGACAAAUGGCUAAACAUAUAAGAAAAGAGAUUCACAGACAAAUCAAAUUGAUGCUUGAGAAGAAAAUUCGGGAGUUAUUCGGGGAUAUGGAGGAUGAAAUGGAAGGGUUGCAAGACUCCAGCGAAGAGAACCAACAAGCCAGACCCGACUCGGGGGUAACAGACAUCGACAACUUCGAAGCACCCAUGGAAGAAACGCCCCUAUUCUUAAAUAGCAUCGACACCCUAAACGAGCCCUCGCAAUCCAGAGCCUCUCCAUUGAUAAACUCUUUGGAACACACCGCGGAUUCUCUAAUAGAUAUGCGCAUGGAAAGGAUGAGGCGAGCUAAAAAGAUGCAAGAAAGACGCAGAUUGCUUACUCUACCCGAUUCUUCUGAAGCAGACGAUAACAAUAACAACGAGGUCACUAUUGGACGGGGAGAUAGAAGCCGCGCCGACUUGUAUUGCUGUUACGCGUUGUAUUUAUUUUUGGUUGCGGUGGUGUUUUGGUUUGCGAUUUUUUAUGCGUGGAUGCCUCUGAUUGUUAAUGCGAUUGAAAAAAGAAAAUCUUAAGUUCUUGUGGUAAUGAAACUAUUACUUUAAUGUAUAUAA